Odobenus rosmarus divergens (Pacific walrus) is the source of this 1772-nucleotide messenger RNA. RefSeq names its product 5'-nucleotidase domain containing 3 (gene NT5DC3). Lineage: Eukaryota; Metazoa; Chordata; Mammalia; Carnivora; Odobenidae. Gene Ontology annotation, molecular function: 5'-nucleotidase activity. Bases 1 to 1644 code for a protein of 547 amino acids. The transcript has 14 exons. The record is from RefSeq and is a predicted model, not a curated record.
AUGGCGGCGGCGGCGGCGGCGGCGGCGGCUGCCCGUGGGGCCGGGACGAGGGCGGCGGCGGCCCUGCUGGGCGGCUGCGGGAGUGCGGCCCGGGGGUGGCCGCGCCCGGGCCCCGCACGGCCCUUGUGCGCAGCACCUGGGACGGCCCCGGACAUGAAAGGCUACCUGUGGGAGCGCUACCGGGAGGCGAAGAGGAGCAAGGACGACUUGGUUCCUUCAAUUAUGAACAACUUGUUGAAUCCAGAUGCCAUUUUCUCAAACAAUGAGAUGAGCCUGUCGGACAUUGAAAUCUAUGGCUUCGAUUAUGAUUAUACCUUGGUGUUUUAUUCAAAGCACCUCCACACACUGAUAUUUAAUGCUGCUCGGGACCUUCUCAUCAAUGAACACCGGUAUCCGGUGGAAAUCAGGAAGUAUGAGUAUGACCCAAAUUUUGCAAUUCGUGGACUUCAUUAUGAUGUGCAGCGGGCAGUAUUGAUGAAGAUUGAUGCUUUUCAUUACAUCCAGUUGGGAACCGUCUACAGAGGCCUCAGUGUUGUCCCCGAUGAAGAAGUCAUUGAAAUGUAUGAGGGGUCCCACGUGCCCCUAGAACAGAUGAGUGACUUUUAUGGAAAGAGUUCUCAUGGAAACACCAUGAAGCAGUUCAUGGACAUCUUCUCCCUGCCGGAGAUGUCCCUCCUCUCCUGCGUGAAUGAAUACUUCCUUAAGAACAACAUCGACUAUGAGCCUGUCCAUCUGUACAAAGACGUCAAGGAUUCAAUUCGAGACGUGCACAUCAAAGGAAUCAUGUACAGCGCGAUCGAAGCAGAUAUUGAAAAGUACAUCUGCUAUGCUGAGCAGACCCGUGCAGUGCUGGCCAAACUGGCUGAUCAUGGCAAGAAGAUGUUCCUCAUCACCAACAGCCCCAGCAGUUUCGUGGACAAAGGGAUGAAGUAUAUUGUCGGAAAAGACUGGAGGGACCUGUUUGAUGUGGUCAUCGUUCAGGCCGAGAAGCCAAACUUCUUUAACGAUAAGCGGAGACCUUUCCGCAAGGUGAACGAGAAAGGUGUCUUGCUCUGGGACAAGAUCCACAAGUUGCAGAAAGGCCAGAUUUAUAAGCAGGGCAAUUUAUAUGAAUUUUUGAAGCUUACUGGAUGGAGAGGAUCCAAAGUGUUGUAUUUUGGUGACCACAUAUACAGUGACCUGGCGGAUUUGACCCUGAAGCAUGGCUGGCGGACUGGUGCGAUUAUCCCGGAGCUGAGAUCCGAGCUCAGGAUCAUGAACACGGAGCGGUACAUUCAAACCAUGACCUGGCUUCAGACCCUGACCGGGUUAUUGGAGCAGAUGCAGGUUCACAGAGAUGCCGAGUCCCAGCUGGUUCUGCAGGAGUGGAAAAAGGAAAGAAAGGAGAUGAGAGAAAUGACCAAAAAUUUCUUCAACACCCAGUUUGGAAGCUUGUUCCGCACAGACCAGAACCCGACCUACUUCCUGAGGCGCCUGUCGCGCUUUGCUGACAUCUACAUGGCGUCUCUGAGCUGCCUCUUGAACUACGAUGUCAGCCACACGUUCUACCCACGGAGGACUCCGCUGCAGCACGAACUUCCCGCCUGGUCGGACAGGGCCCCCACCUUCAGACUCCCCCUCCUGCAAGAGGCCCACGCCAAGUAACCAGGUGCCCACCUGCGGAAAAAGCCAGAAGCAGGGACAACCCCCAACUGGCUGGACGUGAUGGGGUUGACUUGUGUGCAAAUGAGUGUUGCUUUUGGAAAAGAUACAAAUACGCCUUUUGGUAUUUA